Messenger RNA from Manihot esculenta (cassava), 2704 nucleotides. RefSeq lists its product as uncharacterized. The coding region runs from base 30 to 2405 and encodes 791 amino acids. Gene Ontology annotation, biological process: regulatory ncRNA-mediated gene silencing. The record is from RefSeq and is a predicted model, not a curated record. The transcript is spliced from 3 exons. NCBI's taxonomy places the organism in Eukaryota, Viridiplantae, Streptophyta, Magnoliopsida, Malpighiales, Euphorbiaceae.
CUUGCAUUGCUCUUUUGUGUUGAAGGACAAUGAGAGAGCGAAGACGAGCGUAUAGGCCGUAUACUGAACCUGGGUCUUCGCCACGGCAGGCAAGUCGAGGAAGAGACCCUCUAGUUCAGGAAACCUGGCAGUGUUCCCGUUCCUAUCGGUCUCUGGGUCCGUCCUGGCCCGAACAUGACCGGUCUAGAUUCAUUCAUGGAAGUGAGGAACAACUGCAAACUGGUGAUGUCAGAACUCGUUCACCGCCUCAACCCAGAAAUCCAGAAUACGAAAAUAUCGGAGGAAACCGGUUCUCCUCGGUUCGGAACUGGUCGAAAGAUCCGGUUCCGGUCGAAACAGGCCGGUUUGUCGAUAUGGGUUUGGUGAGGCGGGGAGAGUACGGUGAAGAGAGAAAUAGGCAGAAGCAGCCACAGUCAGGGCUUAGUGAAUCUUUGUUGGGAACGAGAAGAGAAUCAACUUCUACGAAGUUUCAGUGGGACAAGUUGUUAGCUUAUAAGAAACCCACAAAUGCUAGUACAAAUGGAAACAAUAUUGGUGGGUUCUGUGAUUCAGAUGUGGUCCCGAACUCCAUGUCAAUGGAAAGAGGUGGUGGGGGCUCGUCAAGAACUUGUUUUAGUCCUCGGAUGGACCCCACCAGGAGCAGAAGAAAUUAUGGGCUUAUUGAUGGCGGGUAUACAUCUCCUUCGCCUUUGGGAAUAUUUGAAGUGAGUAGGAAAAAUACUAGCAUUGUGGACUCAAUUGUGAACAGGAUUGAAGGAAAUAAUGACAUUUAUUAUCAUCCUAGUUUGAGGGAUAAUAUGAUGAGAGAGAGAAAAAUACUGCUGGAGAAUGGUACUUUUUUAGGUGAAGAUGAGAAAAAUUUGGAUUGCAAGAGUUUGAAUUUGAAUCCUGAGAACCUACAGUUUGUAUCAGAGAGUGCUUUUGAAAGACAUACAGGUGGUAAUGGCUCUUAUGGAGAUGGUUUCGAGAGUUUACCAAUAUCAUAUGAAGAAUUUUAUCCCAUUGGAAGUAGUUCCCAACGGCCAUUUACACCUGAUAAGGCAUCAGAAAUGAGGAUCAAUAGUAGUUUAGAUAUAGAAAUGAACAGUGAUGAUCGGAGAAUAAUGUUAUCAUGUGAUCAGAAUGCCUUUGAUGAGAUCCCUGAUUCAAGUUGUGGAGAUGGAGACUGGACUUAUGAAGAUAUGGAACAAUUGCCAAUGCUGGAGAACUCAGGAUGGGAAGAGUACCAAGGCAGCAGCACUAGAAGGAUGAUUGAUGAAAUGGCCAUCUAUGGAAAUUUAAGCUCUGGAAGUGCCUUAUCAUCUAAAUAUUUAGUGCUACCAAAGCAAAGGCGUUCAAGCAAGUCUGUUAAGCCUUCUAAAAAUGACAUAAAGAAGCGGUUGGGGCCAGCUCGAAGGAGUGUAAAGCAGCGAUUAGGGCCUGCUCCAAAUGCAGGUAAGAGCUUGGGGCUUUCUCCAAAAGUUAAGAAGAAACUUCCUUGGUUUAAAAUACAAAAAGAAAUGACUCAGGAAAAAUUUGAAGAAAACCUUAAUGUUCAAGAACUGAAAUCCUUGGAAGUGAAGAAACAAAAUGCGAGGACCGAGCCACCUGAGGACUCAGAGGAUUUCAUGCUGCGGGUACAAAAUGCUUUCUUGAAGUUUGUCAAAGUUUUAAAUGAGAAUUCAACUAAUAGGAGGAAAUACUUGGAUCAAGGAGGAGCUGGUUCUAUGAAGUGCAGCAUUUGUGGCAGCAGCACCAAGGAAUUUGCAGACACAAUAAGCUUGGCAAAGCAUGCAUUCACGUCUAAUAGAGUUGGGUACAGGUAUGAGCAUUUGGGUUUUCACAAAGCACUUUGUGUGCUGAUGGGAUGGAAUCACACAGGAGGUCCUAAUGGUCAAUGGGCUCUGGAUGUGUUGCCUAGCACUGAAGCUUUAUCAUUGAAAGAAGACCUCAUCAUAUGGCCUCCAGUUGUUCUCAUCCAUAACAGUUCCAUAUCAAAUUAUAAUCUAAGUGAACGUAUUAUUGUAAGCAUUGAAGGGCUCAAGGAUAUUCUUAGUGGUAUGGGAUGUGAUCAAGGGAUGAUGAAUCUAUAUCGUGGUAAAGCUGCAAAACAGAGUACUAUGGUGGUGAGCUUCACUGGCACUUUUUCCGGGCUGCGAGAAGCAGAAAAGCUUCAUAGGCUUUUUGGUGAGAAGAAACAUGGGAGGGCUGAGUUGGAGCAAUUUGGUUCUAGUUGCUGCAAAAAUUAUCGUCAGGAAACUCUACUGCUAGCAGUUGAUAAGGUAGAAAGUGUUCUGUAUGGGUAUUUGGGGAUUGCAAGUGACCUAGAUAAGCUUGAUUUUGAGACUAAGAAGCGGUGUGUAGUGAAGAGCAAGAAGGAUAUUGAGGCUAUUGCAGAUGCCUCUCAAAUCAAUGCUGAAGGAUAAGCUGAGAAGGAGGAUCCAUUUUUACUUUGGAGUUCCAAGUAAAUAUAUAGGUAUUUUGACUUCUGGUUUCUGCUCAGUACAGAACCACAGGUAUAGUUGACCCAGUUAUCUUCCAUUGACAAAAGUGACUUUUUUGUUAUCUUCAUUUAUUUUGGAAGUGCUUCCCAUGGUGUUCUAUCAAUGAGGAGGUGAAUAUCUGUUUGUAAAUUGUAGGAAACUGAAGAGAUGAUUUGGCCUUCUGACUAUUCCUCAUCAUUUUCGUUUUUGAUCUUUUACUGAAUAUGAGCAGAAAAUUUCAU